AUGACUGACUUCCUGCAGCUGUACGACGAUCUUCUUCUGGGUUACAAGCCGUACGCUCGACCAGUGACGAACCAAUCCUCCGCGACACAACUGGAGCUUGAGUUCAGUUUGGUCACUAUCUUAGAUGUGGACGAGGUGAAGCAGGUCGUCUCUACACAAGGUCUGCUCUCGAUGGCAUGUCACUGGUCACUCAUUAUUCUUUUACGUUUCACUUACCGUUCCCAUACUUUUCCCGAUACUGCUUACUUACUGCCUCCUUACUGUUCACUUGGUGUGCUCUUGCCGUCCCCAUUAACGUUCACUAAUUGUUUACUUACUUUUUCCGUCACUGCUGACUUACUGUUCACAACCUGUCCCCUUACGAUUCACAGGUACGAUGAGUUUUUGCAAUGGAACCCAAACGACUAUGGUGGCAUUAGAACUAUGCACUUUAACGAGAACCAAAUCUGGGCACCACAAAUUUCUAUAAACAGCAAGUACAAUUUCUUCGAUUUCCAUAUCCAACAUACAGUUCAGUCAAAUGGACGAGUCACUUUUGCUUCUAUGGUCACUAUUGAGAACAACUGUAAAAUGGACAUGACCUACUUUCCUUACGACAUCCAGAGUUGUAAAGUCUCCGUCAACACACUAGAGUCCACUGCCGACCAAGUGCUAAUAGUUCCGACCAAGGUGGGAACACUUUACGGUGGUUACGUCGAGCAUGAAGAAUUCGAACUUAAAAACGUUUCUUCCACAACGUUUUUCAUCUACUCUACUGACGGAGGUUUCUUGUCGUUUGUUGACAUAAUUUUCAAAAUCAAGAGGCGACCAACCUACUACGCACUCAGCAUCUUCCUCCCGGUUGUGACCAUCUCCCUGCUUGGUCUAUUUACCUUUACUGUGCCCGUGGAGAGCGGAGAGCGGCUAUCCUACGCGCUGACCGUUCUGCUGUCGCUGUCUGUGUACGUUACUUCAGUGUCAAGCAUCAUGCCAAGUACAUCUGUGACAACGCCCAUCAUCACGCAAUACCUCGUCUCUCUAUUUGUUAUUAACGCCGUCUGUAUCGUUAUGACUUUAGUUAUCAUUAGCCUACGCUGGGGAAAAAUUGUACCUUUGAGCAGGCGAAAGAAACUCUUGCAUGUAUUCGGGAUCCCUUUCUCCGUUUCCACAGACGAACCCAGUCCGAAUGAACCAGCCUGUAAUGGAGGAAAGACGAAUAGAAUAGGUGCUGUCGAAGAUAAUACUACUGUAGUCGUGAGCCCGGCGGCAGACAAAAAAGACAUGAGCAGCAACGAUCUAUUUCACGCACAUAUUCCCACUCACCCAGCUUCUCAGAAAUACCAUGAAAACAUGCCAAUGCCAUCAGAAAACGCUUGCAAUGCAAGGAUAUUUAGUGGCGGAGGAGGAUUUGGGAGGCAUCACACGCCCAGGGAUGGACUGCCCAUUCCUUUUGCGACUUGGGGUCAUGAAACGAUGGCCUCUGAUCCCACCGAUGAAGUUGAUGCUGACCUGAAGUAUGUGUUGAACAUGAUAAACCUUUUCAGUUUCAUUAUUCUCUUCACGAGUUUCGUUGUUGUUACAAUUUAUACUUUUGUAGCGAUGAACAGUUAAAGAGGGAUUCAUCUAUAGCAUCUCUCUGAAAGUGUACAUACCUUAGAUGUAAAAAGUAAAAUAAAGUGUUUAAAGCAUUCUAGCUUUUUUGUACCAUUGUCCAACUCAUGAGCAAUAAACUGUCUAUUUUCAUGUCCUUUUAUCAAGACUUACUUUAUGAAAUCUUCGUAAACUUUUCAUAGUUCUUUUGACACGAUUAGUUAAGUCCUUUUGGGGCUGGCUGAUUCGACCGUAAAGGUCAGGGCCAACUGGGGCUGACUGAAACUAUUAUAUUACCCUGCCAAAAUAAACUUAUGGAUGAUGGAAAUACUCACUAAAAUAACGUUCCAAUUAGGAAAGAAAAAUGAAAGUAUUCUGAGUACUAGAUUUUUUAGUAA
Messenger RNA from Aplysia californica (California sea hare), 1967 nucleotides. Its product is annotated as neuronal acetylcholine receptor subunit beta-3-like. The transcript is spliced from 3 exons. The record is from RefSeq and is a predicted model, not a curated record. NCBI's taxonomy places the organism in Eukaryota, Metazoa, Mollusca, Gastropoda, Aplysiida, Aplysiidae. Gene Ontology annotation, cellular component: membrane; synapse; neuron projection. The coding region runs from base 1 to 1590 and encodes 529 amino acids. Gene Ontology annotation, biological process: monoatomic ion transmembrane transport; chemical synaptic transmission; regulation of membrane potential. Gene Ontology annotation, molecular function: neurotransmitter receptor activity; extracellular ligand-gated monoatomic ion channel activity; transmembrane signaling receptor activity.